Polyodon spathula (Mississippi paddlefish) is the source of this 5100-nucleotide messenger RNA. RefSeq names its product family with sequence similarity 117 member Aa (gene fam117aa). The record is from RefSeq and is a predicted model, not a curated record. The coding region runs from base 448 to 1587 and encodes 379 amino acids. Lineage: Eukaryota; Metazoa; Chordata; Actinopteri; Acipenseriformes; Polyodontidae. The transcript has 8 exons.
UGAACAUUGAGGAGGUCGGUGGUUGGGAUGGGGGAAAAAAGUAUAGUUAGUAAUUGUGUAUACAUUAUUAAUUAAUGAAUAAAUAAGUUAGUAUUUAAACUGACCGCACUGUCCGUGCGAUUUUGAAAGUCGAAGUUCAGCCCGGGCCGGAAUACAAUAUUACAAAUAUUAUUAUCCUCACAAAAGAAUUACUUUUGUGAAGCGUACUGUACUGAACUGAAGUGUGUAUGACGUAUCGGUUAAUCGACCCCGUAACUUCGCAAAUUUGUGCAGUUUGAAAGUUUUUUGACUUUUCAAACACUAGUUUCUCGAGAUAUUUGAGAGAAAUUCAAUGUUUUUUGUUAGUCCUUAGGGGCUUUAUUUUUGUUAGAGUCUCGUGUUCUUUUAUUUUUUUAAACCACCGACAAAGGUGGCUGUGUGUGUUUUUGGUGACUGUUAGUCGAUUACAUGUCGGGCAAAAACGGUCUGGUGGUGGUUCGUGGGGGAGGUUCGGCGUUACAGCCGCUGAGGGCCACCGUCCCCUUCCAGCUACACAAACAACAGACUGGCAACAGGGAAUACAGCCGGGCAGGUGCCACGGCAGGUGAAAAGACCAAAUCUCGCCCACCGAAGCCACGCAUCAGACGCACCCUGUCUCUGGACACCAUCGUGGGCCCUUAUUUGCAGGGACAGUGGCCAAGGGAGCUGGAAGGACACGACCUGUACUUGAAUGACAAGGCUACUCAGACCCCCAGCUUUUGGUUUGAGGAUUCCCCUGGAAGGAAAGGCUCCAGCACCCACAAACGUUCUGCAUCCUGGGGCAGUGUGGAGCACCUGCGGGAGAUUGCCAAGCUGAAGCAGCAGCUGCAGAAGCGGAGCAGGCAGGGUGUGCGGAGCGUGUGGGAGAGAGAGCACCACCACCCACUUCCUGGAGACCACAGCCUCAGCAUAGCGCAGGCGCCUUCUCCCCCGGGCCCCCAGACCCCCAUGUCUAGGCUGACCCCACGCCUGCGUCAGAGUGUGGAGGGACUGAGCCUGGAGCUGGAGGGAGUGUUUGUGAAACAGCAGGCUGAGAAGGAGAUCGGCAGGAUCCUGGAUAUCCCCGAUGGUCACCGCGCUCCAGUCCCUCCCCAGCACUACAGCAGAGACUGUCAAAGCGAGAACUCCCCUGCACCCCUGUCCCGCUCCCCCUCGCCCUGCCUCGGCCGUGUGAGAGACACUGCUGCAGACCUGGACAUAGGUGCAGUGUCCUGCAGCACCUCUACCCCAGAUAGUCGCUGCCCCUCUCCUGUGCUUCUCUUCUCCUCCUCCCCCAGACCCAACAACAGCUACAGCUUCAAGAGGGAGCCUCCUGAGGGGUGUGAGCGAGUGCGUGUCUGCGAGGAGACCAAACCUCCCUGCCUCGGCCAGGCUUUCCUGCACUCCUGUCCUGACAAAAACAAGGUGAACUUCAUCCCCACGGGCUCCGCCUUCUGCCCUGUCAGCCUCCUCAAGCCCCUCCUCCCCUCCAUGGACUUCCUGUUCCGCAGCCUCUCCGUUUCCCCGAGCGGGAGUGGUGCAUCUUGUCCGGCGGGGACUGCGGGCGGAUACCUGGGUCCGGCCAUGUGAACCAGCUCCUCCAGCACAUGGGAGGGAUCACAAGGAGCCUUCUGUCCAGCAAGGGGGCAGAGGAUACUACACUACGGCCAGCUCUGUCUGAGCACAGAACUGGGAGCUGACGAGCCUCGUUUGCGGCUUCAGAGUAUAAAUGCACUUAGCUGUUUUUUACAUAUAUUGUUGAAGCAGGAGAAGGGAGAAAGGGAGGGAAUCUCUGUCAACGCAGAUACUCCCGUCUUUCCUUGAUCAACAUUUCAGAACUGCAGCAGGUACAGAAUGAUGCAGCAGGCUUGUGGGUUGUUUUUGUUUUGUUUGUUUUUCUCUCCCCAGUCUGCCCACAAGUUAAAUGACAAAUAUGACCUGAUCUAAAACACAGCUUGCAAGGGUGGUAGGGUCUUCCAGUAGUUAGUGUUGUACAUAAUUUUGUUUGUUGUAUUUUCUCAGUCUCUUAUGUCAAUUGGAGUAGAAGGGGGUGAGGAGAAUAUCAUGUUGAAUAGUCUGCAGUAAACUAUCUAUACCGAACAUGGUUAAAAACACAGCACAUGUGUACAUUUGUAUUUAUCUUUAUACGCCAGUGUAACAUUUUUAUUCAUAGCCUGCUCCUCCCCCCCCCCCCCCCGAGCCAGUACUUGUUAUGAAGUGCUGCUUACUGGCUUAUUUUUCUAUCUGGUUUGUUGGUAUGGGAAAUGAAUAUCACUUAAAGAAACAUAAUUCAAUGUAAAAUUCCCAUUGCAACCAGGCUACUGAUACUCUUUCUGCUCCACCAAAGUCAAGUACUUUUGAUGCUAUGUCUUUGUGGCUACUGUUACUUGGUUCUAAACAAGCCUGUAUUUGGGGAAAGCUUAUCAAAUAACUGACAGUGUUACAAAAUGUAUCUUUUGUAAGGCAAUAAAAGAAAGGCAUUGCCCACUGGCUAGGUAUUACUUGAUGCCAGUAGUGAAGAGAAAUUUACAUAGAUUCCUGUUAAUAUUUUGCACUUGAUAAGUUUUAUAGUUUGCAUGUGGUUCAAAUAGGUGUGUUCAUUCACUGUUCAUUAUAUAUGCUUUUGAAAGCAGGGUGAUUUAAAUACUCAUUUACAUUAGAUGAGAAAGUUGUCUUGUUGGUAGAAUAUUCCUUUGUUUAAAGUUCUUGGUGUUUGAGUCCAGUGCCAGUACUGUAUGCUUUUCAAAUAUAAAUACAAAUCUGUUUCGAUCCAGCUAGCAAUGUAAUAGUUUUCAUACAAGGUACUUUUAAUUCUGUGUUCCAUUCUCGACUAGUUAAUAUGCAUUGCUUCUAUUCUCCUGACAAGGGAACUCUCAUUGCAUCCUUAACUUUCCCCUGUGCUGUUUGCACAUGGGAAACUUUUAACUUCUAAUACUCAAAUUAUGCAUUCUGAGGCAAAACUAUAAGGAAUUCAAUCCUAUAGACAAAUGGUUUAACUAUUGCCUUUAUCAAUGAUUUACAAAGUGGCCCUGCUAGUCAGCCACUGGAUGAUUUGGAUUCUAGCACAACGUGUGAGUGUGCUUGUGUGUGUUUCAACAUCCCAUCUGUGCUGGGGUUAUGAACUACGAAGAUCACCAACAUGAACGUUGAUCUAUGUUUUAAAAUCCUGUUUUAAAGGACCGAAACAUGCCCUGGCAGCACAUACCCGAUCUGCCUAGCAUGGCUAGGGAAUGAAGAUCUGGGUCUUUGUUUCCUGUGUACUGCUCUCUUUUUUUAAAAUGAGGUGUGUAGUAAACAGUUCCUCAAGCAAGUACACGACAACUCAAAAUAAUUCUUAUUUUAACAUGGGACACUGUCACACACUGACCCUUCUGUAAACAUUGGAUGAAAGCAAUGCACAGAUAGCACAAAACUGACCACUCUCAUUGGGACUGGCAGGUAACAGCAGUGCACUGCUGGGGGCACUAGCUGAAACUUUCUCUGCUUUAUUUCCUUAUGAAGUUUUACAUUUUUGUAUUUUUGAUUUGAGUGUUUUGAAAUUGCUUCAGGUGAGGCUUUUGAAAAACAUUGAAUGUUUUUAGACUUGCAGAAAAAAUACUUUAAAUGUUAGAUUAAAUGUUAAAAGGUCAGCAAGAGGUGUCUGGUGACAGCAUAGUUCCUUAUUGUCACCCCGAGAGGGUGCUGUUUAUGCAUUUCAGCAUAUAAAGUAUGGAGGUCAUAGUGACAAGCGUGUUGGUUGGAUAAAACCAGUGUUUGUUUUUUUUUUUGUUUGCACAAAUAAGUUGUAUUUCGGAGAACAAAUAUGUGGGUGUAUCAGAUGACUGUUUCUACAGACAGACUCGAUGGAGCCCACAUCACAUUAUAUUCUAGAGGAUUUUAAGCCUAGAGGAUUUUGUUUUAAUGUUUAAGGCUGUAGUAAUGUAAACUGGUGGUUAUUUAACCAGACUUGAUCAAAUUACUGAGAACCAAACCCUGUGCAUUUGGUCCUCUCCGUUUUCUCUUGUCUCUCUAUAGACGGAUAGAUGGGUUAACUAUUUCACAGGGGGUUGUCCCUGGCGCUUGAAAGCUCAAGUUAUUUUACAAGAAUGUGUUUAACUUAUUUAACCCUUUCAUACAACUUUCUGUUUUUAUUUAAGUGACAUGGGAGACAUUGACUUUAAAAGAUAGCAUUUGUCUGAAAAUAGCAUUUGUUAAUAUAAGAUUAAAUGGGGGAGCAUCAGUUAAUAUUUUGAGCCUGAGGUGUUUGUCUGGAUUUAAAACCAAUGAACCUGUCUAUUCUGCAGCUCUAGUUGUGUAAAUUAUGUAGUUUUAUAUAAAGGCAUUAUUUAUUUUUUCUUUCCUAAUCCUUUAAAAAACAAAGUCUGUUUGUUCAAGUAUUAUGCUAGCACAAAGAUGUGGGUUAAGUUUUGCAGAAUGUCUUAUUUUUUUGGUCUGCAUAUUUUAGUCAGAAAUUGAAGGGGCAUGUAGUUCAGUGUAUUGAAUUUGUUUAUUUUCUUUGACACCUGCAUAGUGCAGAGAGCACUGAUGUAGCUUUACUGAAAAACAUAUUGGGAAAUGUAACCGUCAAUUUCCAUCCCCUAUGUCUGUCAUGUUUUUUAAGGUUAUGUUUGUGACUGAGUUGAGUCUGACUAUAAACUGUUAUCAUCCUAAGUACAAACUUUAUUAUAAAAAUUUAAAAAAGCCAAUUUGGUUAAAUGUUUAUUUAGAAGAGUUUGGUGUUAAAGUUGGCCAAAUAUUUAGAAAAAAAUUAAAAAGGAGAAAUAUGUACAGGUACUGUUUUGAAGUUAAGAUUAAUUAUUGUUUAGCUGAGGCUUAGUUGAAUUGUGUGGCAUGGUUUUUCUAAACAGAAUAUUUAUUGGGUAUUCUUGCUAUUCUUGGAAGCAGCAGGACAGUGCUAUUUUAGGUUUUCUUGUCUCCAAAGGCCCAUAGCAGUCAGUAUUUUUUGCAGUGUGGACUACUACUACGAUCAAGCAUUGCAUGUCUGCAUAUAUUUUGUGAAAACUAUUAUGCUAUAUAUAAAGUUGUUAACAUCACUGCAAAAGCAGAUGCGGUCUUUUAGUGCUGUAGCAUUUGUUGAAUUGUUAAUAAAUAAAAUUAAACUUU